AUGUUCGGAAAAGUGUUGACGACUUCGGUUUUAGUCGCGCUCGCACUUGCUGCGCCUUCCACUGGUGAGUCCUCUUGCGAUCCGCUUAGCUUGUGUACCAAAAUAUUAAAGCGACCGUCCGCUUCAUGACUUUCGUGAAACAGUCGUAUCAUUUCAGAAGAAGGCAAGAGCAGCAAGCGUCGUCAAUACAUCACCCCGCUGGCGGGAGCCGCGCAAGUGCCGCGUAACCCUGUGCUCUUCGCGGCUCCAGCUCCAGCCCUAGUGCGUCCGGCAUACGCCCCGGUCCCAGUGGCCGCCGCCCCGGCCCCACUUCUCCAGCAGCCGGCCGUUGUCGCGCCAGUCGUGGCGCCAGUCGGACAGUGCCCCGGCGGACCAUCGCUUCCAAUUGAGUGCGAUCCGAAGAGACCGUGGCCACAGUGCCCGCCACAAUCCUACUGCUACGCCACCAAUUCGGUCGACAUCGGACCAUACUUUUGCUGCCCAAUCUGUAAGUGGAGAUCCGUGUUGUAGCCAACAUUAACAGUGUGAAUCGACGCGGCGCAAAGUGUCAACACACAGGCGGCUGCUGCCUUUCUUUUGAGCAAAAAAGAGACUUCCGGGGGGGCAGUCAAUAUUUGUUCCCUCUCCUUUUCAUCUCUUCCGCACUUUACACGUUUCAGGGUCGACGUACGGAGCCGCGUGGCGCCCGGCCGCUCCAUUCUACAACUACGUGCCGCCGGUGCCAGCCAACUGGCCGGACGUCGCCAGAAUGACGGCCAACUGGCCAGCCGCGGCCGUCGCGAUGCCCGUGAAGGCGAGGAAGCAGCAGAAGAGCGAGGGCGACGAGGAGAACGAGGACGAGGAGAAGAUCGGAUCCGCCAUUGACGGAUGGGUUGAGCGUCAAGCGAAGCUGGUAAGAUUCCCGAAAAAAACCUGAACUACAACUCUCACUUUUCAGUAA
Molecule: messenger RNA, 940 nt
Organism: Caenorhabditis sp. 36 PRJEB53466
Lineage: Eukaryota; Metazoa; Nematoda; Chromadorea; Rhabditida; Rhabditidae
Source: the annotation of a GenBank genome assembly